Dermochelys coriacea (leatherback sea turtle) is the source of this 1291-nucleotide messenger RNA. RefSeq names its product dynein light chain Tctex-type 2 (gene DYNLT2). The coding region runs from base 51 to 638 and encodes 195 amino acids. NCBI's taxonomy places the organism in Eukaryota, Metazoa, Chordata, Testudines, Dermochelyidae. The transcript has 3 exons. Gene Ontology annotation, biological process: microtubule-based movement. Gene Ontology annotation, cellular component: cytoplasmic dynein complex; cytoplasm. Gene Ontology annotation, molecular function: dynein intermediate chain binding. The record is from RefSeq and is a predicted model, not a curated record.
UCCUCGCAGGGGCGCGACGCGACGCGACGCGACACGUCAGGGCGGAAGCCAUGGACAAACCCGCGAAGGCGUCGAGACUUCUGUCGGAGGGUGGGAAGGGGGAGCGGCGUUUAAGCAUGUUCGAGAAAGACAGGCAUGCACAGAUCUUAAAAGGCAGAAUGAGAAAUUCAAGCCAUGAAGUUCACGGUAUGGAACCAAUGGAUGGGGAAUCGUUUGCAGAGUUUGGGAAAAGUGAAAUAUUUACAUUGAAGACUAGCAUGGCAAAAAUAAAAUAUGCCAAUACAUACAAAAUGGAGCCAUAUAGGAAAUUCCAGGCUCAUUUAGUAAGAAACAAAGCUCAACAUAUACUAACGCAGAGACUUCAAAAAACCAAGUAUAAUGGUGCGACUAGUGUCUUCUUGUGUAAUUCAAUCUCCGAAGAAAUAUUAAGAGCUGUCAAGGACAUGGGCUUUGAUCGCUAUAAAUAUGUAGUAACAGUCCUAAUCUUGCAAAAGACUGGUCAGGAAAUAAAAGUGAGUAGACAGAUUAAUUUACUCAUAAUAUUUUCACAAACUGAGUUAGAUGUUUGGGGCCCUAUUGUGCCUCUUGGGCAUACUACCACAUUCAGGGUGGUCCAGAUCUGCAUUGCUUUAGUGUGAGCUACCCCUUGGAGCUCUGAGGUGUAGAAGAAGCUCGGCUGCUCUGUCUCACUUAAAGGACUGCAGCAUGUAUACCUCACCAUGGCUGACUAACACUUCUGGUCAGUGUGAAGAGGACACAAGAGGUUUGCCUGAGUAAGUAUUACAGAUUUAGCCCGAGUGUAUGUUUCAGUAGAUAUUUUAAAAGUGAUAAGGAAAAUCACUGAACAACAUUUUUGGCUACCAGAUUUUCAGAGCUCUUAAAGUAAAUUUUCUCUAAUGGAAAAUAAAAUGCAUUUAAUAAAACAUUCAAACUCCCUUUAAUUUGCAGUUUUAUAUACAUUCUUAUUAUUUUUAAUAAAUUAAUAUAAACUAGCUGCACCUAUAUAAUGCUACAUGUUCAUUGUAAAGUUCUAAUCUGAAAAAAUUUCCUUAAAACAAUUUAUUAGUACUUUGUUCUUUUCUCCCCCAUAGAUGUCCAGCAGAUGGGUCUGGGAUGUUGCAAGGGACAACUGGGUUUCAGCUAAAUGUGAAACAGAAUCCUUUGUUUCAUUGGCUUUGAUAAUGGCUUGUUAUUAUGAGUAGUUGUCUAAAAGCAACCUCUGUUAACGGUCAUCACAAUACUCUGUAUAAUUGUUCAAAAAUCUUCAUAAAGUUACAGUUAUUUUAGAACA